Messenger RNA from Erinaceus europaeus (western European hedgehog), 3573 nucleotides. RefSeq names its product cleavage and polyadenylation specific factor 7 (gene CPSF7). Lineage: Eukaryota; Metazoa; Chordata; Mammalia; Eulipotyphla; Erinaceidae. The transcript has 10 exons. Bases 165 to 1580 code for a protein of 471 amino acids. Gene Ontology annotation, molecular function: mRNA binding. The record is from RefSeq and is a predicted model, not a curated record. Gene Ontology annotation, cellular component: mRNA cleavage and polyadenylation specificity factor complex. Gene Ontology annotation, biological process: mRNA alternative polyadenylation.
UAGUCGGGACUCGCCGCCGCCGCCGCCAUAUUCCCGGUAACGGGGGCGCGCGACCGAGGGCCGGCCGGGCCGGAAGAGGGUUCGGGAGCGACGCCGAGGCGGGGAGGGGUGGCAGCUUUCCUACCUGGUCCGUUCUCGGGGCUCGCGAUCUUCGCUCCGGAGCCAUGUCCGAAGGAGUGGACUUGAUAGACAUAUACGCCGACGAGGAGUUCAAUCAGGACCCAGAGUUCAACAAUACAGAUCAGAUCGACCUGUACGAUGACGUGUUGACAGCCACCUCACAGCCCUCGGAUGACAGAAGCAGCAGCACUGAACCCCCUCCUCCUGUUCGCCAGGAGCCAUCUCCCAAGCCUAAUAACAAGAGCCCUGCGAUUCUGUACACUUACAGCGGCCUGCGAAAUAGGCGCGCCGCCGUCUACGUGGGCAGCUUCUCCUGGUGGACCACAGACCAGCAGCUGAUCCAGGUUAUUCGCUCUAUAGGAGUCUAUGAUGUGGUGGAGUUGAAAUUUGCAGAGAAUCGAGCAAAUGGCCAGUCCAAAGGGUAUGCUGAAGUUGUGGUCGCCUCUGAAAACUCUGUUCACAAACUGUUGGAACUCUUGCCGGGAAAAGUUCUUAAUGGAGAAAAAGUGGAUGUGAGGCCGGCCACCCGGCAAAACCUCUCACAGUUUGAGGCACAGGCUCGGAAACGUGAGUGCGUCCGAGUCCCAAGAGGGGGAAUACCUCCACGGGCUCAUUCCCGAGAUUCUAGUGAUUCUGCAGAUGGACGGGCCACGCCCUCUGACAACCUUGUCCCCUCCUCCGCCCGCGUGGAUAAGCCCCCCAGCGUGCUGCCCUACUUCAACCGCCCUCCUUCAGCCCUUCCCCUCAUGGGUCUGCCCCCACCCCCAAUUCCACCCCCACCACCUCUGUCCUCCAGCUUUGGGGUCCCCCCUCCUCCUCCUGGCAUCCACUACCAGCAUCUCAUGCCCCCUCCUCCUCGACUACCUCCUCAUCUGGCCGUACCUCCCCCAGGGGCUAUCCCACCUGCCCUUCACCUCAAUCCAGCCUUCUUCCCCCCACCAAAUGCUACAGUGGGGCCUCCACCAGACACUUACAUGAAGGCCUCGACACCCUACAACCACCAUGGCAGUCGAGAUUCGGGCCCUCCGCCCUCUACAGUGAGUGAAGCAGAGUUCGAAGAGAUCAUGAAGCGAAACAGAGCAAUUUCCAGCAGUGCCAUUUCCAAAGCCGUGUCUGGAGCCAGUGCAGGGGAUUACAGUGAUGCAAUUGAGACGCUGCUCACGGCCAUUGCGGUCAUCAAGCAGUCCCGGGUCGCCAAUGACGAGCGCUGCCGUGUCCUCAUCUCCUCUCUCAAAGACUGUCUUCAUGGCAUCGAAGCCAAGUCCUACAGUGUGGGAGCCAGCGGGAGCUCGUCCAGGAAAAGGCACCGGUCCCGAGAGAGGUCACCGAGCCGGUCACGGGAGAGCAGCAGGAGGCACCGGGACCUCCUUCAUAAUGAAGACCGGCACGAUGACUACUUCCAGGAAAGAAACCGGGAGCACGAGAGACACCGGGAUAGAGAACGGGACCGGCACCACUGAGAAAGGAGUCUGGUUGGAAGCAAAAUGUUUUUAAUGGACUUGCAUCUCCUCACCUUGAUCAGGACGAAAGGACGGAGGCCCCUCCACCCCUCCCCCCUUCCUCCAGCCCCUAACACUCUCCAGACACCCAGGGAAUGCCCUCUGCCCUGCAGAACUGAAGACUGCCUGGCAGCCCUCUCAGCCCCACACUUCUUGCUUGCCAGGGGAAAUGGCCUAAGACUGUGGUUGGGAGGGGUGGCAGACAGAAAGAAAACAUCUCCAGGCCCCUGGUUUCUGUGGGCAGUGGUGCUUUGUCCAAGGAAAUGUGUUGAGUUUUUGAUUCUCCAGGAGCAGACAGUGGUGGGGUUGAUGGGAAGGAAGAUUUCCUUCUCACAGAAAAUGGGUCCCCGGCGGGGGGGGGGGGUCUGGGAGAGCAGCUGGGUGUGCCAAAAUAUGCCCAGCGGCCUGCCCUCAGCACUUGGUUUGAUGGGGCCAAGAGGGUUCAACCCCCUUGCUAACAUAUUAUUACUUUGUUGAGCUCUUUUUCCUUUCCAGCCCUGUGAGGAGGGACCACGAGAUUAGAAAUGACCUUAGGAAAAGCUCCUCCUCUUCUUGCUUUUCCUCCUCGCAUCUUGACGGUUUGUUCCCUGACCUCCCAGAGGGCUGCACCCUUCCAGCUCCCCGCUGCCCGGCCUCCGCCUGGGCCUGCCCCUCCCAGGCAGAGGCCACUGAGGCUGCUUUCUGCCGGGAGCCUGGCAGACCGUCACCACCCUCUGCUGCUUUGUGCUUGGCUGCCUCUUGCAAUAACCGGCUGUACUAGGUGUUCCAUUUCCCUGGGGCCUUUCCAUUUCAUACAUGGAGCCCUUUUCCCCAGAAGGCUCCUUCCUUGUUUUAGAGGAAGGUACUGCCGUUGGGAGAGGGGACGUCGGACCUCAUCAGUGAAGAGCCCUCGUGAAGUACCAGGACGAGUGGGGAAGGAAGCAGCUUGCCAGGGUGUGGCCUACUUCCAUAGACUUUUAUUUUAUUGUAUUUUUUUUAGGUUUGAUGUAAGUAUGGGCUUGCAUCCCCCUGGUACACACUUAUUGUAGGAGAACGUGGCACUAGUAGGCAGGCAAAGAGUCAAAUGAGGUGUCUUUCCACCUUUUGACUGUUGACUUGUAGUUCCCCUCACUCAGCCUCUGAGAAAGGAGCACAAGGAAAUCGGAGCCUGGCCUGAGUGAGCUGGCUCCGAGCUCUAAGGACCACCACCCUGGGGGCUCCUUUUUGCACAGGUAGAUGGACCCGCUUGUCCCACAGCCUGUGUGCAAGUGUUGGCGCGGGGGGCCGGGCUGCCUCCACGAGCUUCCACGGGGUGCCGCCUUCUGACUUGGAAAGAGAGGCGGCAUUCGAGGCGAGACUGGGCGAGUGAGACGUAGGGUCGCUGGAGACCCUUCUGAGAGACUGAGUUGGACUGAACCUUGCCUCUGUUGCCUGCACGCUCUGACAGCCUUCCAUUAGCCACUAAGGGAAUCCCCUCGGGUGGAGAGGCGCUUUCCCGUGAGACGGAGGCUGCAGGUUUAUAGCUUUUGCCCCCACCUCUACUUCAGAACAGGGCAGCCCAGCCGGCCAAGUGUUAAGUGAUGUGCUUAUCCUCAAGGGCAGCUCCCAGGGAUCUUUUUAAAAUAUAGAGAAAACCAAGAGUGGUGACAAUGUAAGGGGAAAAAAAAAAAAAGAUAGAAUACCAGAAAAGCCGUUUACCUGGAGAAUUAUUUUUCUCCCCAUUUUUCUGUUUUUAUUCAAUGACACAAUUUUUAGUUUUAUUUCCCGAUAGCAAAAGGAGAGAAAGAAAGAAAAAGAAACCCAGCCCUCAAAAAGGCCAAGGCCUCGUCCCCUGUUGUCGGUGAUUUGUUUGUCUUUCUGAUAGGUUGAAAAUUGUGUAAUAAACUUGAUGACUCUGUCAAUCUUUUAUACUGCAUUGUAUUUUUUUCCUUUUGUAACAAAAUAUUUUAAAAUAAUAAAUGGGGUGUGAGCUGUU